GUACCAAUAGACACAAAACAAGAGAGCGUGCAAGAUGGAGACGACGAUGGGGUGGAAGCAGUGCAUUCUGCGUCAGUUAAGAGAAAGAAAUGCACUUCAAUGCGAUUUUUACAAGGAAAUUAUUCAAUUACAUAAUAAAUUAACAUUAAGUGUUGACAAUGUAAAAGCACAGAAUGUUCAACUACAGAUUGAAGUUGCCAAGCUGAAAGAUGAUAAUUUUAAACUACAGGUCCAAGUUGAAACAGGGAGUGGAAAAGGAGGUGGUGAAAAAAGUGCUGCAAUGGAACAAAAAGUUUACAAACUACAAGAGGAGCUAACAGAUCUCCAUAGGACAAAAGGAGAGAAUGCUCAACAGAUUAUUGAUGUUACAAAAAAGUUACAAGCAAAAGAGAAAGAGUUAGAUUCAGCAAAGGAUAAUGUUUUGCGACUGAUGGAAGGCUCUACUGAUUCUAUCGUCCAUAGAAAGAGUUACAGCGAAUUAUUAAUUAUAUUAAUAAUACGAGAUGAGCAGCAAGCCCUGCAGCUGGCUUAUACUGGUUUGGAGGCGAAGUUACGUAAAGUACAAGAAGAGUUCGAUGAUUUAUUGAAGCGAUGGCUGGAAUUAAAAGCACUGGAUGCAAACAUUGUCAACAAUAGUAACGAUAAGUUCCUUGAGGAACAGAAAAAAAAGCUACAAUUGACUUUGGAUGAGGCAGUCAAACCUGUUGUAACAUCCCCAUGCCCUGUAAUAACGCCUAUUUCAGUGUCGUGUGUUCCAACUAAAGUUCUCAGGAAGUUUGAUGCACAUGAAAAUGAUGUGACCGCAAUCUGUUGUAGCCCUUCAGGAAAGAAGUUUGCAACUGGUGGUGCUGAUAGGAAAGUCAAUCUUUGGGAGUUUUCUAUACGUGAUGCAUCCUCUUCUAGUCAGAAAUUAGCAAGUCUAAUGGGUAGCAAUGCAGGAGUAACGUCUGUAGAUUUUGAUGUACAGGAACAUUUUGUACUUGGAGCUUCCAGUGACUUUGCAAUGAGAGUGUGGGGUGUUCAGGAUCAUAGGUUAAAGCAUGCACUGACAGGCCACAGUGGAAAAGUCCUAGCGGCUAAAUUCCUCGGAGAUGCUAAUAAAGUCGUGUCUGGCAGUCAUGAUAGAACUCUCAAGAUAUGGGACUUGAGAAGUCGAGCUUCUUGCUGUGGAUGUUUGUAUCUGAAAAGAAUGGUGCUAUACAAAUGCUGGGAGUCUGUUAUCAACUUAAUAUAUGCUCAUCACAUUAUGAACAUGUCUCCUGAUCCAAUUGUGAAUGAAUUAUUCCUGCAUGGUAAAGUGACCUCAUUGGACCUGUCUAAUGAGAGGACACAGUUGUUAGUAUGUUCACGAGACGAUACACUCAAGGUCAUUGACCUGCGGAUGAAUCAGGUUAUGCAAACAUUAUGUGCUGAUGGGUUUCAUGUUGGAUUUGAUUUCACAAGGGCAGUGUUUAGUCCGGAUUCUACAUUUGCGGUUUGUGGGUCUUCAGAUGGCUCAAUAUUUAUAUGGAAUUCACAGACUAAUAAGUUAGAAAAAACUCUUAAGGAACACAACUCUGCUGUCAUUUCAGUGUCAUGGCAUCCGGGAGGACAGUACAUGUUUAGUUGUGACACCAGGAAAAAAGUUAUUAUUUGGUCAGAUAUAUAAAAUAGCCCAACACUAUGUUUUAUGUUGCAAGUUAUAAUUUGGUCAGAUAUAUAGCCUAACACUAUGUUUUAUGUUGCAAGUUAUUAUUUGGUCAGAUAUAUAGCCUAACACUAUGUUUUAUGUUGCAAGUUUGUAUUGUCUUAGAAUUAUGCAACUGAUGUACAGUCAAUCUGAUUUUGAAGAACAUCAUUCAGAAUGAAAUAGCUAUAAUCAUCUGUGAAUCAAGAUAUAUAAACUAUAAUAUAUUGUUAUUAUAAGAUCAUGCUGGUAAAACCAGUACAGUAUGACUUAAAUAUCACUGAGAUUAACCAUCAAGAAGCGAGAUCAUGAAUUUUACUGAUGAUCAGUUGGAGGUAUCAACUUUGGUUAUUAUUUAAUGAUUAUCGUACAGCUUCAAGAAAUGUGUUACUGUUUUAAAAACAUAUUACAGCUUUGGAAAUUUAAUCAUGAUGUGAGUAUUAACUUUAAAAAUAGGACAGUAUGAACUUUUAAAAUAGGACCAAAGUAUAUAUAAGUUAAUACUUUUGAAAUUUUAAUAUCAUCUUAGAGACCUCAAGAGGUGACUGUUGUUAGGUUGUUGAUGUUAAAUAUAUUGCAUAUUACACAUUGGAGUUUCUAAUUAAACAGACGAAUGAUCUGGCAUGGUCAUUUACUGGAAAAUACAGACCAAGAGCUCAACCUGUAGGGUCACAAAUGUACAUAUGGAUUUAAACAAUCAACAAGCAACUGAAACAACAGUUAAUCCAAUUGCUGAAGGAUUGUUAACCCCAGCAAAAAGUGAUGUAAAAUCUGAACACAAGAACGGUGACUAUAUUCAGGGGCGGAUACAGAAAUGUCUGAAAGUUGGGCCCAAAAUAACCUUUGAGGCAUUUUGGAUGAUCAAUUAUUUCUUUUUCUUUCUUUCUUUUUUCUUUCUUUUUUUUUUUUAUACUUUCCAAAAGAGGAGGGCGCACAAUCCGCCCCUGAUAUUUUGAACAUUCAUUAUCUCAACUUCAGUUUUGGAGAUUAUUGCUGGGACAUUUUAAGAUGAGGUCAAUGUUGAAAAUUACGAAAUUUGUGAACACAACUUCACAAUUAUAGAUUUUGAAAUGAAAUUUAUAGAAUUUUGUUUAAAUUUGCAAUUUUCUUUUUUUUUUUAUAUGAAUCACAACUUGCUACUACUGUGCUUUAUAAGCUCUGUUUACAUUAACUUCUAGCCUAGUUAUUCUGAUUUAAUAUCAUUUUAUAGUCUUUUGGUACUUUUUAGUGAGUAAAUUUUGCCCUCUAAUUAAAGAAUGUAGGUCUAUGUAAUGCCGCAUAAAGCUUUUGUAUCUUGAUUUUUCACUGAAAUAUUUAAAUUACUUUUCUUGUCAGUAAACUAUACCUCUCCUAGGGACAGCACUGUAGUGCAUGCAGAUUUUUAUGAUGUUUUUAACUGAAAAUAAUAAAUAAUUUAUAAUUACUCAGUGUAAUAAUUUAAUUACUAAUUGUAAUUACCAAUGGUCACAAUAAUAAAUUGGAAUUGUUUUUUUUUUUUGUGGUUUUUUUUUGUAUACUAUGUAGAUGAAACCUCUGUGUCAACUCAAUAUAAUUUCAUGUUAUUAUUUAUCUUAUUUUGUAAUUGUUUUUUUUGUUUUUAAAGUAAAAGUAUUGCAUUACACUGUAGUAUAUAGUAAAUCGAUGAGAAUAUUAUGUUAUUGUGUAGAGUACUGUGUCGUUAAGUCAGAGACAUGGCAGCUUUAUUACUGAGGCACUCAGGGGGGAUCCAGAGAUGUCCGAAAGGGGACAGAAGUGGGGGGGGGGCAUGCCCCUGCAAAAUUUUUGUUUUCUAGAAGUCCGAAAAUAAACUCGGAGGCACUUUGGGCGAUCAAUUAUUUCUUUUUGGUUCCUAUGCAUGCAAGCAUAGGAACUUUUAAAAUCCUGGUCGUGUUUAUAAUUAGUAUGUACGUUACUAGUAUGUUACGCAGUUUUUUGGUAAACAGGCAAACGUGACUUUUUAGACAUCUGUUUGUUUUGUGCGUCCGUACCCAAGCUAAUCUGGACCUUUUUUUGUGCCCUAUUUCAUAGUUUUCUAUUUUGACAAAUAUUAAAGCCAUGCUAAUGAGAGACAAUACCCCCUACUCUUGAAAAGACUAGUAAACUGUAUGAUAAGAGGAAAACAUUUAUGGAAUGUUGUGUACUCUCGGUGUCCAAACUAACUGUCUUAAUGUGAUGGAUCGGACUCAGGGACUCUCCUGGCUGGUAUGGAUAUAAAACUUUAUCUGCACUCCAAAAACCUCAAUUUUACACUACUGCAGUUUGGAUUUCUACAGCAGCCAGAAUAGAAUUGUGUUGUGUAUGGAAGUGUUGUGGUUUGAAAAAAACAUAAAACAAACUUGAUACCUGACUGGAUACAGUAAUCCUUUUGCAGCUUCUAUCGGAUAAUAGACGUGUGUAAAAUAGGCGAUCCAUCCCGAAAUAGGCAACAAUGCUAAAUUUCCCAGUACUGUAAAGUUGCCUAGUAACACUUGAGUAAGAAAAGUUCCGCAAGUAGGUUCCCACCAGGUUGGCGCGAUACUCCAUUAUGUGAAUCAGACACAUGGUCAGUCACCUAAUUAGUUUGAUUCUUUGUACGCCGCCUAUUCCAAUUCAGGAGCGUAAACGCGUUACUGCCGAGAAAAGCCGAUUGGCUUGUUCGGUAAACUAGGCUACCGUAAGAUUAUUUACUGCUAUGGUUUCCAUUCCAUGUUGCUUCUUGGUUGUGCGUUGUACAAAUGGGGCAUGCUUUGGCCUUUCAAUCCAGUGGAAGGCUGCUAUAGGCCUGAUUAACAGCGAACGUAUGUGGACGUGAACUUUUUACUGAUAUUCUCAAUGAAUAGGGAGUUAAUGUAACCAUAGGGACGUGUUCUGUUUUUUUUCUCAAUAGGGAAGUAUAUUUCUAUUGUUAUUUUCUCAAUGAAUAGAGAGUUUACGUAUUCUCUAAUUGAAUUUCCAAUAAGCUUAGUAUGUUAAAGGAUUAUAAACACAGCAUUGAAGAAUAAAAAAAAAUACUAAUAAACGUUUAUAAGGAAA
Messenger RNA from Anneissia japonica, 4678 nucleotides. RefSeq names its product autophagy-related protein 16-1-like. The coding region runs from base 35 to 1648 and encodes 537 amino acids. Gene Ontology annotation, biological process: autophagosome assembly. The record is from RefSeq and is a predicted model, not a curated record. Gene Ontology annotation, molecular function: protein binding. Lineage: Eukaryota; Metazoa; Echinodermata; Crinoidea; Comatulida; Comatulidae. Gene Ontology annotation, cellular component: autophagosome membrane. The transcript has 14 exons.